AGACGCUUGCGUGACGCAGUCUGAAGGAGCGCGCGAAACUCCUGUCAGUGUUGUUAUCGGUUCAUGCUGCUUCGUGAACUGAAGCCACACUGCAUUUUAACGCUGUUAGGCGUUUUUUAAUAUAGAGCCAUUUAAACACGGAAGGUUGUCAUUUACAGGAAAUAGUUUCCCGUUUGCCUCGCUUGUUAACGGAGAGCCGUCGUCCUUCACAGUUCACCAACACUACCACUAAGCUAGCGGUGAAACCUGUUUGUUUUUAGCCGCAUGGCAGCUAGCUGUCUCCUCGAAGCGGACACAUUGUAGAGGUUGGUAGUACGAAGACCAGGAUGGCAGCACUGCUUCAGCAUCCGUGCUACGAGGAGGAGAGGCUGCGGAGGGUCGCGGACAAGUUACCGUGCAGAGAAGUUCAAGCUGGGACACUUCUGUCAGUGAUGGGAGGGCCGGAACAACACAGCUUCCCCUCCAUCUUCAUCUAUGGCCAUCGUGCAUCAGGGAAGAGUCAUGUGAUACACAUGUUGCUGAGGGAACUGGAGCUGCCUCAUGCCACAGUCAGCUGUGUUGAAUGUGUCUCUGUUGCGCUCCUGUUCGAACAAGUGCUCCUGUCCCUCUUUGGCUGCGAUGCUGCCUCCCUGCUCCCCCGCAGUCCCUCCCUGUCUGACUUUGUACGCAUCUACAGGCAGCAGUGUUCCCACUCCCCCGCUGUGCAGACACGAUACAUUGUGAUGGAAAAGGCUGAGCUUCUCAGAGACAUGGAUGCAAAUCUCCUCCCAGCUCUUCUGCGUCUUCAGGAAUUGGUUCAGGACAACGUGACUGUCAUCCUGCUCAGUGAAAUAGUCUGGGACAAGUUCAGACCCAACACGGGCUGCUUCGAACCCCUUCAGCUCCAUUUCCCUGACUACAGCAAAGGAGAGCUGCAGCAGAUCCUGGCCCAGGACAGCCAUCCAUCUUAUUCUGCAGAGCUCUACUCGUCCUACAUCAACAUCCUCCUGGGAGUCUUCUACUCGGUGUGUCGGGACCUCCGAGAGCUUCGCCACCUGGCUGCCCUCAACUUUUCCAAAUUCUGUGAGCCUCUGGAGGAAGGAAAAGUGAAAGAGAGUGACACGCACAAGCUGUGGAGAAACAUUGAGCCUCAUUUGAAAAAAGCCAUGCAGACUGUGUAUCUUCGGGAGGUGUCCAGUGUUCAGUGGGAGCAGCUGCAGCAAAUGGAGGAGAAGGACACUGGAGCCGUGAGAGGGCUGUCUGCUCACGCUCAUGUUGAACUUCCUUAUUACUCCAAGUUCCUGUUGAUUGCCGCCUACCUGGCAUCCUACAACCCUGCCCGCACAGACAAACGCUUCUUUGUCAAGCACCAUGGUAAAGUGAGAAAAACAAACUUCCUGAAGAAGCACGAAAAGACAAGUAACCAUCUCCUGGGGCCCAAGCCCUUCCCUCUGGACCGCCUGCUGGCCAUUUUCUACAGUGUUGUGGACAGCAGAGUGGCUCCCACUGCCAGCAUCUUCUCCCAGAUCUCCUCCCUUGUGACCCUGCAGCUGUUGGCUCAGGUCGGGCAUGAUGACCAGAUCGAUGCCCCCAAGUACAAAUGUGCCGUUUCUCUGGACUUUAUCCGUGCCAUAUCUAGGACGGUGAAUUUUGACAUUGUGAAGUACCUGUAUGACUUCCUUUAACUCUGCUGUGCCUAAAGGAGAGGUGACACACAGCGACAGUAAGACGAGAGAUUUCCACAAGGGAUUUAUACAGGAAUGCGCUUAAGGACAAAGUGUUUGGCCACAUGAUGAGAUCUAUCCCGCUGUCAGGGAGAACUUUGCAGCACCAACGGAUUCCAUUUGUGUGUCGCUGCCCCCUUGUGGUUGACGAGUGGCACUGGUUUUGUUUGGUUUUUUUGUGUGUGUGUUUUUUAAUCCUCUGCAUAAUCUCUGCCUCAGAAUGUGGGAUUCUGGUGUGAUAGACCUGUUUUCAAUACAACCAGCAGAAAUCCACAGUCAUUAUAGAAAAAAAUAAUGUCUGGGUAUAUUGACUAUUGGUAUUUGCAAUAAAUAAACAAGCAAUAUUGGUUAA
Myripristis murdjan (pinecone soldierfish) is the source of this 2055-nucleotide messenger RNA. It is a transcript of the gene orc5, whose product is annotated as origin recognition complex, subunit 5. Gene Ontology annotation, molecular function: DNA replication origin binding. Gene Ontology annotation, biological process: DNA replication initiation; DNA replication. Gene Ontology annotation, cellular component: nuclear origin of replication recognition complex; nucleus. NCBI's taxonomy places the organism in Eukaryota, Metazoa, Chordata, Actinopteri, Holocentriformes, Holocentridae. Bases 327 to 1664 code for a protein of 445 amino acids. The record is from RefSeq and is a predicted model, not a curated record. The transcript has 14 exons.